This is a messenger RNA of Aureobasidium namibiae CBS 147.97, 972 nucleotides long. RefSeq lists its product as uncharacterized. Gene Ontology annotation, biological process: transcription by RNA polymerase II. Lineage: Eukaryota; Fungi; Ascomycota; Dothideomycetes; Dothideales; Saccotheciaceae. The transcript has 2 exons. The coding region runs from base 1 to 972 and encodes 323 amino acids. The record is from RefSeq and is a predicted model, not a curated record. Gene Ontology annotation, cellular component: nucleus.
AUGACUACCGAGAGGCGGCGCAUCGACGAGGAGAAUCGCCAAAGAAUCGCUGCCAUGUCGCCCGAAGAGAUUGAGGAAGAACAGAGAGAAUUGCUGUCGUCACUGGAUCCGUCUCUGAUUCAACGCCUGCUGGGUCGCGCGACUAUCGAAGAAGGUGGAACGGAGCAGGAAACCAAGGCACGACCGGACAUCGCAAAGCCUCGCAAGACUGUAAAGUUUGCUGAGGUAGAAGACGAGCCAGCAGGUGCAGAGGCCAAUGGAACAUCACUGAAACAACACAAGCACGAUCACGACCACUCCGGUCACGAAGCAGCAGCAGAAGUUGCCCUACCAACAGACUCGACCAUCCACUUCCCACGACCACCUCAGCCGCCAUCACUCGAUCCUUCAGACCCAAACUUCCUCGAAGACCUACACGAGAAGUACUUCCCAGAUCUUCCCGCCGACCCGGAGAAAUUGGAAUGGAUGACCUCUACACCGAAGAACGCAUACUCCGCCUCUCAGACAUCUCUCGAUCCCAAAGACAUUCGAUUUGCUUUCACUGGCGCAUUGAUUCCCCCAAGUCUUGCAGCAGAGAUUCCUGUUACAAUGGGUCUGCAUCAUCAUGGUGAUGCUCCUGAUGCCGCGGGGUAUACGAUACCUGAGCUAGCUAUGCUAGCCAGAUCCAGUGUGCCUGCCCAACGAUGCGUCGCUUUCCAGACGCUCGGCCGCGUCCUUUACAGACUCGGCAAAGGCGAAUUUGGUGAUCCAGGAGAGGAGGGUCAAGGCACGAUUGGUGCUAAACACACACUUGGAGAGUUGGCAAGAGGAUUGUGGUUCGAGGUGAAGAAGGAAAGUGUGCUUGAGAUUUGCCUGGCCGAGAGCGAGGGUAGAGGCGCUGCAGGAGGAAGACACAUGGGUGCAAAAUCAUACGCUACGGAAGCAGUCUGGCUCUGGCAACAGGGUGGUGGCCGUCGUUGGAAGGCCGAGUAG